Molecule: messenger RNA, 3209 nt
Organism: Syngnathus typhle (broad-nosed pipefish)
Lineage: Eukaryota; Metazoa; Chordata; Actinopteri; Syngnathiformes; Syngnathidae
Product: potassium voltage-gated channel subfamily D member 3-like
Exons: 6
Coding region: 34-2004 (656 amino acids)
Biological process (GO): protein homooligomerization; potassium ion export across plasma membrane
Cellular component (GO): neuronal cell body; voltage-gated potassium channel complex; membrane
Molecular function (GO): A-type (transient outward) potassium channel activity; protein binding
Source: RefSeq, a predicted model, not a curated record
UGAAGGAGAGGAGGACUUCUUCCAAGACUCACCAUGGCUGCGGGAGUGGCCGCGUGGCUCCCUUUUGCCCGGGCGGCCGCCAUCGGAUGGAUGCCCAUUGCCAGUUGCCCAAUGCCAGUGGCGCCGCGGGACCACCGCCGCCGGCAGGACGAGCUCAUUGUCCUCAAUGUCAGUGGCCGUCGAUUCCAAACCUGGAGGACCACGCUGGACAGGUAUCCAGAUACCUUGCUCGGCAGCUCAGAGAAGGACUUCUUCUACAAUGAGGAAACCAAAGAGUACUUCUUUGACCGAGACCCUGACGCCUUCCGGAGCAUCCUAAAUUUCUACCGUACCGGGAAGCUGCACUACCCGCGGCACGAGUGCAUCUCGGCUUACGACGAGGAGCUCACCUUCUUCGGCAUCAUUCCGGAAAUCAUCGGCGACUGCUGCUACGAAGAGUACAAAGAUCGGAAGCGAGAAAACCUGGAGCGCCUUCAAGAUGACCAGGAGGAUAACAAGGAUGUCAAGCUGCCCCAUAUGAACUUCAGAGAGACCAUGUGGCGGGCGUUUGAGAACCCUCAUACUUCCACCAUGGCUCUGGUCUUCUACUACGUCACCGGCUUCUUCAUCGCCAUCUCCGUCAUCACCAACGUGGUGGAGACGGUGCCGUGCGGCUCCACUGCCACUCAGAAGGACAUGCCGUGCGGCGAACGCUACACGGUAGCAUUUUUCUGCAUGGACACGGCCUGCGUUAUGAUCUUCACGGUGGAGUACCUGCUGCGCUUGUUCGCCGCCCCGAGCCGCUACCGCUUCAUGCGCUCCGUGAUGAGCAUCAUCGACGUGGUAGCCAUCCUCCCGUACUACAUCGGCUUGGUGAUGACUGACAAUGAGGACGUCAGCGGCGCCUUUGUCACGCUGCGGGUCUUCCGCGUCUUUCGCAUCUUUAAGUUCUCGCGCCACUCGCAGGGCCUGCGCAUCCUGGGCUACACGCUCAAGAGCUGCGCCUCGGAGUUGGGCUUCCUGCUCUUUUCGCUUACUAUGGCCAUCAUCAUCUUUGCCACCGUCAUGUUCUACGCCGAGAAGGGCUCCAGCUCCAGCAAGUUUACCAGCAUUCCGGCAUCCUUCUGGUACACCAUCGUAACCAUGACGACGCUGGGAUACGGAGACAUGGUGCCAAAGACCAUCGCCGGAAAGAUCUUCGGGUCUAUCUGUUCGCUCAGCGGCGUGCUUGUCAUCGCCCUGCCCGUGCCCGUCAUUGUUUCCAACUUCAGUCGCAUUUACCAUCAGAACCAGAGGGCGGACAAACGCCGUGCCCAGAAGAAAGCUCGACUGGCUCGUAUACAUUCAGCCAAGUCCGGCAGCGCCAACGCUUUCCUGCUGAGCAAACGCAACGGACUCCUAAACGAGCUUCUGGAGCUGACGGGUGCAAAUGCAGGUGAGCAGAAGCUGCCCAAGUCAUCGUGUCUUUUGGAGAGCCAACACCACCAUCUGCUGCACUGUCUGGAAAAAACAACUGUCUUAAACAUUCUGACACGUGUUCCCCUACAGGCUCAUGAGUUCGUAGAUGAGCAACUGUAUGAGCAGAACUAUUUAGAAGCUGUUAUGCAGAGCUUCCCCGCCCACAGAGCGUCGGUGAGCAGCCGUGAGGCCUCAACCCCGACCUGCUGCGGUCGCAGGGCCAAGAGGAACAUAACUCUGCCUGAUGCCGCUCUCCAAGCUGGACCCAACCAACAGGGCCCCUUGCAGGAGCUCAGCGCCAUCCACAUCCAGUGUCCUGAUAGGCCAUCGCAUUCUACCAGUCGUUCAAAACUCAACCUGAAGCCAGAUGACGUCGGGAGGCUCAAUUGCAAAGGCAGCCGGAUGACCACAGCCAUCGUCAGUCUCCCGUCCCUGCCAGCCCUGAGUACGCCCGACGUCAACAACCUCCGCGGUCCCCCCACCCGCAGGCCGCAGACUCCCUCCCCGGGGCCCAGCAUCCAGACCACCACCAGCUCAGCCAAUGUCGUCAAAGUGUCGGCCCUGUGACGCUUUUAGCCACCAAGACUUUUGUAAAUAUGCGAUGGACACGGGUGACCACGUCACAGUGGAAGCUUUGAGACACUGCGGUGCAACUAGCAUACCAGUCCAGCAGGUAGCGGUGUUCAGCUUCUACAGUUUAGUUCAAUAGAAUUGUCACAAAAUUGUUGACUGUGCUUACAUGAAUGGUUUUUUUUCUGUGUUUGUGUUGUCAUCAAAAUGCCUUUACUUUAAAGCAUCAAUUUAAAAAUAAAAAUAAAUAUUUGAAAAUUUGUUUUAUAAAACUAUAUCUGCAACCAGGUCAUGAUGUCAUGAUGGCCCCCGACUUCUCACAGUAAAAAAACCCGUUGUUCAGGUGGAAACGUUGAACUAAAUGAAUGUGUUUUAGUCAAUUCAUGCCGUUUUUUCCUCUUAACUUUCCGUUUGCAUUUUUUAAAAACUAUGUAUUUGUGGAACAAGCCAAUCAAUGUGCUGUAUGGACAAAAUAAUUGGGUCAUAGUUGCAUCUACUGAAAGUGAAAAAUUAAAAAAAAAAAAAAAAAAGUUUGUGGUCCAUCCAAUCGAACUUAUGUAGGCACUACUUGUUCUCACUGUAUGUUGUUCAUGUAAAGUGUGUAUUUGCGUCACAUUGGGCAUCCCAAAAACCCAAUGAUUACAUCAUUUGUAAUGGUUUCCUUUCCAACAAACAUUUGUUUGAUAAAUAUAUACACAUUUGGAGUGGUUUUUGAUGACAAUUUUAUACAAGUUGAAGUGACAGCAAGCUUAAAAUGCAUUAAAAACUCUUGAAAGUAAAUGCGGCUAAAAUAAAAGGCACAGUUCAAUGAGCACAUAAAUAUUGUUGUUGUUUAGGCUUUGUUCCUGUGGGAACAUCUAAUUAUUUACGCUGAAACGUAUUUUAUUUUGCCAGAGUUUAGCACAAAUCUAGUUGGGUUUUGUAAAAAAAAGAAAAAAAAAAGUCAUUUUGAGUAUGAUUUUUAACUAAAUAAUGACGAGAGGACAAGUAAUGUCAUUUACUGUAUGUACUUGUAUUCAUUUGUGUGACAUUCAUUCCUGUGUUAUGGUUGAAAUUCAAAAGGAGAAAACAUUCUGUCAAAACUCCUUGAACGCGUCACCAAAAUCAAACUACAUAAUAGUUCUUGUCAUUUGUAAUGCAAAAAUGUGAAUGAACAUCUGCUUGCUUGUCAUUUCUCUGAAGGUCUUGGCUUGAAUGUUUUG